Messenger RNA from Stylophora pistillata, 631 nucleotides. Its product is annotated as GEL complex subunit OPTI. Lineage: Eukaryota; Metazoa; Cnidaria; Anthozoa; Scleractinia; Pocilloporidae. Gene Ontology annotation, biological process: mitochondrial respirasome assembly. The record is from RefSeq and is a predicted model, not a curated record.
UUUGGAUUACAUGUGCCGGAAUAAUUUAACCUAAAUGAUCUUCAAAUGAUAACUGCUUUUACCAUAAUAUGUCUGUACAGAAGCUAAAAAGAUCUCAGAAAGAUGUUGGUGUAUCAAAUGAAUCAGUGUCUGCGACAGUGAAAAAGGCUUUUAAGAAAAAUUCCAGUUGGGAAGAUAAGGAUGAAUUCCUUGAUGUAAUAUACUGGUUUAGACAAGUGUUGGCAAUUAUUUUAGGCAUUAUUUGGGGUCUACUACCUUUAAAAGGAAUCCUUGCUAUAGCACUAUUUGCCCUUAUAAAUGCUGGUGUAUUGUAUAUAUACUUCACAAACUUUCAAAAGAUUGAUGAAGAGGAUUACGGUGGACCAUGGGAACUGACUAAAGAAGGUUUUAUGACAUCAUUUGCCUUAUUUUUGAUUAUCUGGAUUAUAUUUUACUCUGCUGUCCAUUUUCCAUAAUGUUGUGGAUGGACUCUGUUGUACAUCAACACUGAAGAAUGAGGAAUACAGUGAUUAUCAGCAUCAUCUCACUUGAUCUCACUGUAGUUAUGGAUUGACCCAGUAAUUAACAAUUAUUCGCCGAAGGCGAGGUGAAUAUCGUCGAAUAAUCCCGAGACGAAGUCGAGGGGAUUAUU